UAAAGGGUGGAGUCGAAAUCUGAAAACACAGACGGAGGCUGAUGUGAUGUUUGGUGGGAUGAAGACGAUCUGAGGAAGAGGAGCUUGGUCCUCCUUCAGCCGCUGCAGAGGAACAAUGGGCUCUUCAAAGAAGAAAUGUAAAAGACAAAGCAAAGUGAGAACUCAGCGAUCUCAGGAUGAUAAGGCUUCCCCAGCAACAAACAAAGACAAAUCACACCCCUGCAAAGAAUGUGGAAAGACUUUUCCCACUGCAAAACAGCUCAGAAACCACCAACGCAUCCACUCUGGAGUGAAACCCUUGAGCUGUGAGCACUGUGAAAAGGCUUUUAUCACAGCAGCAGCUCUAAGAAUUCACACACGUAUUCACACUGGAGAAAAACCCUUCAGCUGUGACCAGUGUCAAAAGACCUUUCGUCACACAUCUGCCCUCACGGUACACAAGCGCACCCACACUGGAGAAAAACCAUAUCCCUGUGAUCAAUGUGAGAAAGCUUUCCCAGUUUUUUGUGCUUUAAAAGAACACCAGAACACCCACACUGGAAGGAGACCGUACUCUUGUGGUCAGUGUGGAAAGUCAUUUAAUCAUAUAGCAGCCUUGAAAAGACACCUGCGCAUCCACACUGGAGAGAAGCCGUACACCUGUGAGGAGUGUGGCAAGUCCUUCAGUUUACUCAACUACCUGAAGGUACAUAAGAGAGCUCACACUGGAGAAAAAAGGUUCUGGUGUGAUGAGUGUGGGAAAGGAUUCACAAAACAAAAUAGUCUCAGAGAACACCAGAACAGCCAUGCUGGGAAAAAACAACAUUCCUGUGACCAGUGUGGAAAAGCUUUCUGUUGGACAGCCAGCCUCAAAGCACAUAAGAAAAUACAUGAAAAUGUGAAACAGUACCUGUGUGAGAUAUGUGGAAAAGCUUUCCUCUUGAAAGGAAAUCUAAAGAAACACAGUAAACUUCAUACAAGGGCGAAGCGUUACUCUUGUGACCAGUGCGAGGAAGCUUUCACUUCAUCAGCUGAGCUCAGAAGGCACCAGUGCGUCCACUUUGGUGAUAAAGUAUACCGCUGUGAUAAGUGUGAGAAAGGAUUCACACAGUCCGGCAACCUCAAAAUUCAUCUACGCACUCACACUGGAGAAAAACCAUACAAGUGUACCCAGUGUGAAAGAGCUUAUGCCAAAAAACGUAGCUUAGCAGUGCACCUAGUUGCCCACUCUGGAGUGAAACUACACUCCUGUGAUGAAUGUGGGAAGGAGUUUGCUCAUUUGGCAUACUUGAAGAGGCAUGAGCUCGUUCACAGUGGAGUGAAGGCACACAGCUGUGAGCUGUGUGGAAAGGCUUUUGUCAGCAAGAGUAACUUAAAAAAUCAUCAACGCAGGCAUACUGGAGUGAAACCAUACAAGUGUGAUAAGUGUGGGAAAGCUUUUUCCUCCAAGCAAGUCUUAACUCUCCAUCAGCAUGCCCACUCUGGACUCAAGCCAUAUCGCUGCGACCUUUGUGGAAAAAACUUCAGUCAGAAAGUGACCCUGAAAAGACACCGACGAAUGCACACGGGAGAGGAUCUGUACUGCUGUGAAGUAUGUGGUAGAUGUUUUCCUUUGUAUUCUGGAUUAGAAGCCCACAAAGUUACACACACAGGGGGGAAACCGCAUCGCUGUGAACAGUGUGGGAAAGCUUACAGCCAUUAUCGCAGCCUAAUAAUCCACAAACGAGACCACACUGGGGAGAGACCAGUCAAAUGUGACCAGUGUGGUAUGCGUUUUAAAAGUUCCAGCUCUCUGUGGCACCAUCGACAGAUUCACAAAGGAAAGAAAUCAAUCAAGUGCCACCACUGUCAGAAAUGGAGCAGCACAUAUGGCUCAAAUCCUCGCCGCUGUCAGCACUGUGGCAAUAAACCAUACCGCUGCGUCCGGUGUGGAAACACUUUCAGCCAGCUGUUAACCUUAAGAAGACACCAGAACAUGCACACUGGACACAAACUGAACUAUUGCAAAGAAUGUGGGAAAGGCUUCCCAACACUGGGUCUAUUAAAAUGCCACAAAGUUGUCCACAGUGGGGUUAAAGGUCAUGUCUGUGAUGUCUGUGGGUCAUCAUUCACCAAUGCAGGUAGUCUCCGAAGACACAAACGAAUUCACACAGGGGAGAAACCAUUCAAGUGUCGACAUUGUGAGAAAAGUUUCACAUCCUCAGGUCAUCGCACGCUUCAUGAACGUGGACACACUGGAGAAAAACCAUACUCCUGUGACGAGUGUGGGAAAAGCUUCAGACAUUCAAGAUCUUACCGCUUACAUCACCUCAUCCACACCAAAGAGAUAAUAAUUCCUUGUGAAGUUUGUGGAAAGAUAUUCAACUCCCUGUCUUCAUUUGAGUACCACGAACGUACCCACACUGGGGAGAAACCUUUUAAGUGCAAACACUGUGACAAAUCCUUUAUUUCAGCAUCUAUGCGCGCACGACAUGCACAUGUUCACGACAAAGAGCAACAGUAUGACUGUGACCAGUGCGACAAGAGUUUCAGGACUCACAAUUCCUACACCAGUCACAAGCGUAGCCACAUUGCAAAUAAGCAGUUUUAUUGUUACCAGUGCCCAAAAAUAUUUGCUUCAUCGCGAGGUCUGUGGAAACAUCAGGUCAAACAUGCUGAGCAGAAAUCAUUUCCUUCACUGGAUAAAAGGAAGUGCCUCGAAGCAUCUAGCCAGACUUAUGGUCUCAGACUUAAAACCCUCGAGAUCAGGUUGCACAGAAUAGAUAUAGAUUCCUGAGAUUUCAGUUAGUGUCACAUCUUGUGUACUGUCUGCCCCAGGGCAGCUGUGGCUAUAACUGUAGUUUGCCUCCACCAGUGUGUGAAUGUGUGUGUGAAUGGGUGGAUG
Neolamprologus brichardi is the source of this 2863-nucleotide messenger RNA. RefSeq lists its product as uncharacterized. NCBI's taxonomy places the organism in Eukaryota, Metazoa, Chordata, Actinopteri, Cichliformes, Cichlidae. The record is from RefSeq and is a predicted model, not a curated record.